This is a messenger RNA of Erinaceus europaeus (western European hedgehog), 2159 nucleotides long. RefSeq names its product ring finger protein 187 (gene RNF187). The transcript is spliced from 6 exons. Bases 1 to 1428 code for a protein of 475 amino acids. The record is from RefSeq and is a predicted model, not a curated record. NCBI's taxonomy places the organism in Eukaryota, Metazoa, Chordata, Mammalia, Eulipotyphla, Erinaceidae.
AUGGAGGGGCGCAAGCAUAACCAGUCCACACCAGCCAAUUUACUGGGGAGAAUCCAGGAUGAACUGCUGCACUUGGGGCUGCGCGCAGGGCGGAUCCCGCUAAAGCGGGUGCGCGCCGGGAGCGCAGGAGGGCCAGGCCGGCUGAACUUGAACAGGCUCAGCGGGGCGGGGCGUGCUGCACGCCCAGGGGGCGGGGCGAAGCGGGCCGUUCCCAGCCCCGCCCCCACUGCGCGGGGGCGUUGGGCUUCGCCCGCACUCAGGGCCCCUGCCGCCGCCACCCUGGCGCUUCCCGCCGAGCCCGCCUGCGCCCUGUGCCAGCGCGCCCCCCGCGAACCGGUGCGCGCCGACUGCGGCCACCGCUUCUGCCGGGCGUGCGUGGUGCGCUUCUGGGCCGAGGAGGACGGGCCCUUCCCGUGCCCCGAGUGCGCCGACGACUGCUGGCAGCGCGCCGUGGAGCCCGGUCGCCCGCCGCUCAGCCGCCGCCUGCUGGCGCUCGAGGAGGCGGCCGCGGGGCCCGUGCGCGACGGCCCGGCCAGCGAGGCGGCGCUGCAGCUCCUGUGCCGCGCGGACGGUCGCCCGCUGUGCUCCACCUGCCGCGGGGCGGCGGGGCCCGAGCCGCCCGAGUGGGAGCCGCGCUGGAGGAAGGCGCUGCGCGGCAAGGAGAAUAAGGGGUCUGUGGAGAUCAUGAGGAAAGACUUAAAUGAUGCACGGGACCUGCAUGGCCAGGCUGAGUCUGCUGCUGCUGUGUGGAAGGGACAUGUGAUGGACCGGAGGAAGAAGGCCCUGACUGACUACCGGAAGCUUCGGGCCUUCUUUGUUGAGGAGGAGCAGCACUUCCUGCAGGAGGCCGAGAAGGAGGAGGGGUCCCCAGAAGAUGAGGACUCAGACCCCGCUGAGCGCUUCCAGUCACUGCUGCAGGCGGUGUCUGAGCUGGAAAAGAGGCACCACAGCUUGGGGCUCAACAUGCUGCUCCAGUCUCUUUUUCUCAUCUCCUUCCUCUCUUUUUCCUCUUCUCGCCCUCUCUCCCCUGUCCCCACAGUGAGGCGCUCUCCCUGCACCCAAGUGGAGGCCAAGGAAACUCCUUCCACUGCUGCAGCCUCUCCGUCUCCUCCUGCACCCAUGGUGUCCAUCACUCUGGGGCCUCCUCUAGGAGUUGACGGCCCCACAUUCUUACGUUGUCCUCCUUGGGUCCGGGUCCCUCUUCCCCAUGUCCCUGCUUCCCAGGCUGCAGGUGUUCACGGCAGAAGUCUGUAUGGGCCGAGCACCGAGUACAUCAUGUUUCUCCAUAAAGCUGUCUCCUUGCCAAGUCUCAUGGACACCCGCCUGUACUUUCUGAACCGGCCAGAAUUUAUGCUGGGUGUCAAUGGACCCUCACUCCUAUCAGCUGCUGCCUGUUCUUUUGCUGGCAUUUCCAAAAGAGGCAGAUGACUCCAGCAGCUGUCAUCCCUACUGCAGCGAUCAGAGGCAGAACUAUUUUCCACACCGCAAAUGAAGACCUUGAAUUAUGGAGAGCUGAAAGAGUUCCAGAGUGCUGUGAACAUCAUGGGGAGAGCUUCCUGGUCUGCAGGCUACAAACCUACAGUUUGUAGCUGGUGGGCUGAGGGGCACAGUAUUUACAGACUGCUCUGAUAUGGUCGGGGGGACACGUGUCUUCAGGGGUGGAAGGAGACAGAGGCACAAAAGAAGCAGCCAGCAGAGAAAUGUGACAGGGUGGAAACUAUUGGGCGAAUUUGGGGACAGAGUGCAUAGAGUUCUGUCAUUCUUAAAAAAUCUCUCUAAGCUUGAAAGCAGGUAGAAAUAAACAUUUUAUACAAAGUUAAACUUGGAAGCUGCCAAGGUACCCUUCAUUAGGUAAAUGGAUAAACAAACUGUGGAGACAGUGGAAUAUUAUUCAGCACUGAAAAUGAGGGGCUAGGGAGACAGCUCAGUGUUGGAGCACAGGACUUGCAUGCCUGAGGUCCCAGAGACUCCAGGUUCAACCCUCAGCAUUGCCAUAUGCUCUGUUGCAUCCCCCCAUGUGUUUCACUCUUAAUUUCUCAGAAACAAAUAUUAAAAGUGAAUUAAUGAAUAGAUAAAAAGAAAUGUGCUAUCAAGCCAUGAAAACACAUGGAAGACAGUCAACGAAAAGCUCACUUGGAUAGUAUACUGCUUUGCCAUGU